Messenger RNA from Vidua chalybeata, 525 nucleotides. RefSeq names its product histone H2B 5. Bases 56 to 436 code for a protein of 126 amino acids. Gene Ontology annotation, cellular component: nucleosome. NCBI's taxonomy places the organism in Eukaryota, Metazoa, Chordata, Aves, Passeriformes, Viduidae. The transcript has a single exon. The record is from RefSeq and is a predicted model, not a curated record. Gene Ontology annotation, molecular function: DNA binding; protein heterodimerization activity; structural constituent of chromatin.
UUCGUUCUCUGUCUGGGCGAUCGUUGGUGCAGCUGCAGUUAGAGGUUUCGGUACCAUGCCCGAGCCGGCCAAGUCCGCCCCCGCGCCCAAGAAGGGCUCCAAGAAAGCUGUCACUAAGACGCAGAAAAAAGGUGACAAGAAACGCCGCAAGAGCCGUAAGGAGAGCUACUCCAUCUACGUGUACAAGGUGCUGAAGCAGGUGCACCCCGACACGGGCAUCUCGUCCAAGGCCAUGGGCAUCAUGAACUCCUUCGUCAACGACAUCUUCGAGCGCAUCGCGGGCGAGGCGUCGCGCCUGGCGCACUACAACAAGCGCUCCACCAUCACGUCGCGGGAGAUCCAGACGGCCGUGCGCCUGCUGCUGCCCGGCGAGCUGGCCAAGCACGCCGUGUCCGAGGGCACCAAGGCUGUCACCAAGUACACCAGCUCCAAGUAGGCGGUUUCUGCGUCCUUUGUCCGAUAUUUUUAACCCAAAGGCUCUUUUAAGAGCCACCCACCUUCUCAGUUAAAAGAGCUGAUCCUGUG